Molecule: messenger RNA, 1548 nt
Organism: Bactrocera dorsalis (oriental fruit fly)
Lineage: Eukaryota; Metazoa; Arthropoda; Insecta; Diptera; Tephritidae
Product: trichohyalin-like
Source: RefSeq, a predicted model, not a curated record
AGAAAGAGAGAGAAAAGGAAAAGAAGAAAAGAGAAAGAAGAGAGAAGAAAGAUAAGGAAGAGAAGAGAAGAAGAGAAAGAGAAAGAAAGAAGAGAGAAGAAAGAGAGAGAGAGAAAGAGAGAGAAAGAAGAAGAGAAAAGAAGAGGAAGAAAGAAAGAGAGAAGAGAAGAGAAAAGAGAAGAAGAAAGAGAGAGAGGAAGAAAGAAGAAAGAGAGAAAGAGAGAAGGAGAGAAGAGAGAGAGAAAAAGAGAGAAGAAAAGAGAAGAAGAAGAGAGAAGAGAAAAGAAGAAGAAAGAGAAAGAAAGAAGAGAGAGAAGAAAGAAGAGAAAAAAGAGAAGAAAGAAGGAAGAAGAAAAGAGAAGAGAGGAAAAAAGAGAGAAGAAAGAAGAGAAGAAGAGAGAAGAAAGAGAGAGAAAGAAAGGAGAAGAAAAGAAGGAAGAAGAGAAGAGAGAGGAAGAAGAGAAGAAGAAAGAGAGAAAGAGAAGAAAAGAAAGAGAAAAAGAAAGAAAGGAAGAGAGAGAGAAAGAGAGAGAGAAAGAAAGAGAGAGAGAAAGAAGAAAGAGAGAAGAAGAAAGAAGAAGAAAAAGGAAAGAAGAAGAGGAAGAAGAAGAAGAAAAGAAAAAGAGAAGAAAAGAAAAAGAGAAGAAGAGAAAGAAGAGAAAGAAGAAAAAGAAAAAAGAAAUAGAAAGAGAGAGAGAGAGAAGAAGAAAGUGCAAGAGAGAAAAAAGAAAGAGAAAAGAAAAAGAAAGAAGAAAAGAAGAGAGAAAAGAAGAAAGAAAGAAAGAAAAGAAAGAAGAGAGAGAAAAAGAAGAGGAAGAAGAAAAAGAAGAAGAGAAAAGAAGAGAAGAAGAGAGAGAAGAAAGAAAAGAGAGAAGAAGAGAAGAAAAGAAAAAGAAGAAAGAAGAAGAAAGAGAAAAGAAGAGAAAGAGAAAAGAAGAGAAAAGAAAAAGAGAGAAAAGAGAGAGAAAAAAGAAGAAGAAGAAGAAAGAAGAAAGAAAGAGAGAAGAAGAAAAAAAGAGAGAAAAGAAAAGAGAAGAAGAAAGAAGAAAGAGAGAGAAAAGAAGAGAAAAGAAAAAAGAGAGAGAAGAAGAAGAGAGAAGAGAAGAAGAAGAGAGAAGAUAGAAGAAGAAGAGAAGAAGAAAGAGAAGAGAAAAGAGGAGAGAGAAAAGAAGAGAAGAAGAGAAAGAAAAAGAAAGAGAGAGAAGAAAAAGAAAAGAAGGAGAAGAGAAGAAGAAAGAAGAGAAGAAGAAAAGAGAAGAAAAGAGAAAGAGAAGAGAAAGAAAGAGAAAAAGAAGAGAGAAAAGAGAAGAAAGAGAAAGGAGAAGAGAAGAAAAGAAAAAAGAAGGAGAGAAAAAGAAGAAAAAAGAAGAGAAGAAGAAGAGAGAAAAAAGAAAGAAGGAAAAAGAAAAGAAAAGAAAGAAAGAAAAAGAGAAGGAAAAGAGAAGAAAAGAGAAGAAGAGGAAGAAGAGAAAGAAGAGAAAAGAAAGAGGAAGAAGAAGAAAGAGAAGAAAGAAGGAAGAGAGAAAGAAAAAAGGAGAGAGAGAGAAA